This is a messenger RNA of Brienomyrus brachyistius, 5620 nucleotides long. RefSeq names its product D-glutamate cyclase (gene dglucy). Gene Ontology annotation, molecular function: D-glutamate cyclase activity. The transcript has 13 exons. Bases 2903 to 4771 code for a protein of 622 amino acids. Gene Ontology annotation, biological process: glutamate metabolic process. The record is from RefSeq and is a predicted model, not a curated record. NCBI's taxonomy places the organism in Eukaryota, Metazoa, Chordata, Actinopteri, Osteoglossiformes, Mormyridae.
GGAAACCCGCUGUCAUUUAGCGUUUUCUUUGCCGGAAAAGGCCGUCGUCGAAUUUACUGUAGUAGUUUUCUAAACACGAUAUAAUUUAUCGGAUGUGUUUUCAAUUUAAAUACUUUACGAUAAAGAGAGACUAUAUAGAGUACAUUACUUUGUUCUUUUAUUACUCUGGUUGCCCUGGCCUCGUUUUUGCUCGUCCUCUGUAUUCUUAACACGGCCUUGGCUUAGAUUUCAAUAAUGUAGCUUACGAGCUAAUUUGACCUUCGAUUCUUUUCUUGGUUUAUUUGGUAAACGUUGGAAUAUAACGCUAGUAUGCAUUUAACGAGAAAGUGGUUCUUUUUAAUGCGAUUUGUAAAGUGACCAGCUAUAAUAGCUUAUUUCGGUACUUUUUUUUACUCUUUCUGUUCAUUAUCUGCUCACCUCAUUACAAAUCCGUUAUUAAUCCGAUAAAUGACUUGAAGGAAUAUAUGUGUUUUUAAAAUGCUCUCUUCUGUAAGACUUGCGAGGAACUUUCUUAACCAUUUUCGACUCCCAGUCAAGGGGAAAAUAUUUGCUCACAGCAAAGCAGCGGGUAUGGGUUCAGUAACAACUUUACAGAUGAAGUGUCACAAAAGGACAAGGUGAAAUAGAAACGGGAACUGAACCGCUGUAUUAACAAGACACCGGCUUUACGGAUACACACGAAGAUGUGUGAAGUCAGUGGACAAUAAAACCUGUGACAAUGUUUGUUAUUUAAUAUUAAAUUUGCCGUAUGAUUUGUGUGAGUGGGUACUUGUAUUUUACAGUGGCUGAAAUUCAUAUAUAUUCUUUUUAAGCCACAAGGAAAAUACAUUGUCUCUGUAGAUCUCAAAACGGAUAUGUAAUGUUUUGAUAGCGGUACAGUAAAUUUUUAUUACCCCUGCACACCGCCUGGACCAAUACCAAGAUUUCUACUUUGAUACCGAUACCAGGUUUGGUAUCUCGAUAUCAGUACUAAACUGAUGCCGCCCAAGUGAAUUUUACUGUAUCUAAGUUUGUGUGCCAUCCAGACAUUAUACUGUGGUAAGAACCAUUUUCAAAAGCAGUGCUAUUCCAGUAUAAAAUUUGCUGAAUAGGUUGAUGUCCUCCAUGAUACGAUUCGCCAAGCGAGCUUGGGGGUGGGGGGGGUCUCACAAAACAGUAAAUUUUUGUCUUAGCUUUGCAGCCAAGAAAUACUGUGGUAUACUAUAUUACUGUAAUACCUCCCUAAUGUAAAAUACUCCUAUUUAAGUAUCAUGCUUUGAAAUAAACAGAAUUAAACCAAAAGCAACAGACUUGAAUGAACUUGCUUGUAGGAUGAAUGCGACUUUUAAACAGAAACGCAAAAUGCAAUACCUGCGAAAUUACAGUUUUGGUGUGUGGGUUCACCCUUUUAAUUCGGUUUGCAGCAAAAUUGGACGAUAUCUCACUCCUGCUGUUAUCAGAGAGGGGUGGGUAAUAAGGAUGUAUGGAUUGACACAUGGAUUGAAAUAUCUUUUUUCCAUUUUAAAAAUCAAUUCUAACAUAAAAUCUUUUUCCCUGGUAAUUUAAAUGUUUAUGUGAUUAUGGGGACCAGAACAUGAAUUACUACCAAGAAAGGCGGCCGAUAAAGGGGGUGACACUGUCAGGAUUGGUCCAGCACCAAAUAUCUGUAUCGGGAUCGGCGAUACCAACCUUGGUAGUAGAUUGAAUCAGAUCGAAAAGAAAAUCAGUCGUGACGCACAUCCCUCCCUAGUGGCCAGUACUUGAAGGGGGAAAACAGCUGCUGGUACUCCCCUUGAUAUUCAGUACUAGGCGCUGGUACUCCCCUUGAUAUUCAGUACUAGGCACUGGUACUCCCCUUGAUAUUCAGUACUAGGCGCUGGUACUCCCCAUGAUAUUCAGUACUAGGUGCUGGUACUCCCCUUGAUAUUCAGUACUAAUCUUGUCCCCAGGAUUUUAAAAUACUGUGGUAUACUGUAAUACAGUACUAUCCAAGCCUGGGAACGAGGUUUACCCAUUUCAGUUCUGCGGACUAACGUAGUAUGUCCAUGCAGAAACCAUAACAGCACCCACAAAAGUGAAGUAUGAACUAGCCUUAACACAUCGAUAACCCUAACCGCAAAAAUGUUACCAAUCGAUAACAAAAUUCAUUGUCAACAAUUUGUCAUGUAACGAUUUUUAUUGGUUGUUGCAGCACUGAACUAAAUAAUAGUAUCUGAUUGCAUGGAAGCACUCUGCCAUCAUUCAGUUUCAUGUUAAUAGCAGACAGUGUGCAUAGUGCUUUUAAAUUAGACAGAAGGCUCCAUACGUUAUCCAUCCAUUUUCCAAAGCGCUUAUCCUACUGGGUUGUGGGGGGUCCGGAGCCUAUCCCGGAAGCAAUGGGCACGAGGCAGGGAACAACCCAGGAUGGGGGGCCAGCCCAUCACAGGGCACAAUCACACACCAUUCACUCACACAUACACACCUAUGGGCAAUUUAGUAACUUCAAUUAGCCUCAGCAUGUUUUUGGACUGUGGGGGGGGGAACCGGAGUACCCGGAGGAAACCCCACGACGACAUGGGGAGAACAUGCAAACUCCACACACAUGUGACCCAGGUGGAGACUCGAACCCGGGUCCCAGAGGUGUGAGGCAAAAGUGCUAACCACUGCACCACCAUAUGUUAUAAAGACUGCAUUCACUUAAUGAAUGGAGAACUACCACAGUAUCUUUCAUGACAACAGACCAAAAGCAAAAUAUUGCUUGUGUUUGGACGAUUUUCAGGUAAAUGGUGUGCAGGUCAAAGCUCAAACCACAUUUCAGUUUUUAGUACUAUUGCAUUGACAGUGUCACAUAUUGUGCCUGAAGGUUGUAAAAUAUUAACUUAACACACCUUCAAAAGACAAGUUAAAACAGGAGGCAUUGAACCUAAAAACAGUCACGUCAAGAAUGUCUGUAGUGGGAAGUUUGAGUCCUUCUUCAAUACGGAAUUUAAUCCGCACAAAGGCUUAUGGUUUUGACACUACCUCUGGUCUGGCUUUAGGGUACCAGCAAGCAAAUGUGGUGAUCCUGCACAAGACCCUGGCCAAUGACUUUGAAGCAUUCUGCAAUGUCAACCGAGGCCCCCUCCCCCUCCUGUACCGGAGUAAUCCUGGAGAGUGGGGCUGCCCCCUGCUGGCAAAGAACGUGGACAUCAGACUGGACUGUCCCCAAUACUGUGUGUUUGAGGAUGGCCUCAUGGUGGCCAAGGUGUCCAGUCUGAUGUCAUACACACUGCAGCUCCAAGACAUGGUUACUUUCUACUUGGGCUGCAGUUUCAGCUUUCAGCAGAUCCUGAAAGAUGCUGGAGUCCCAGUUCGGAAUGUGGAGCAGAACUGCAAUGUCAGCAUGUACAGGACCUCAGUGCCGUGUGUGGGAGUGGGCCAGUUCCGCUGCCCGUUGGUGGUGACGAUGCUGCCUGUGCCCAGGGAGAAGUUGGACGCUGCUUCGCAAGCCACACACCUAGCUCCGCUGGCACACGGGGCACCCAUACACAUUGGGGACCCAGCUCUACUCGGGAUACGGGAUCUGUCCCGGCCGGAGUACGGCGACGCGGUGGACUCUGUUCCAGGCGAUGUCUCUGUCUUCUGGGCUUGUGGGGUGACUGGUGUUGAAGCCAUCAAGAGCUGCAAAUCCCCGCUGGCGUUUUCCCAUUCACCCGGCUGCAUGUUCCUCAGCGAUCUGGAGACCUUGUCCACUGCACCUACUUCUGACCCCAAGCAAUGUGCCCAGACUUUCUGCAUCUCCGAGAAGCUGCCACACUACAGCCUGGUGUCCAAAGCAGCCGCCCAACAGAUCCAAGACCUGGAGCAACUCAUCGGAGAAGACCCAGGACAGAGGGGUAUCCAGGCCCUCUUCAUCCAGGAUGAGCUCCUAAAGUCCUGCUUGUCCUUGUCUCACGCCUCCUCUGUGCUCAUCACCACGGGCUUUCCUACCCACUUCCAACACGACCCCCCCGAGGAGACGGACGGCCCCCCCGGUGCCGUGGCCAUGGUAGCCAUGCUGCAGGCCCUCAAGAAGGACGUGGCCAUCUUAACAGACCACCGCGCCCUGGACAUGCACCGAGGCAUCAUGGAGGAUGCCAUGAAGAAGGGUAUAAUAAAGACUGAAGUACCUCUACUCAGCUUCCAAAAAACAUCCUCGGAAUCUGCACUCCACUUCCUGUGCCACGAUGGGGACCCUGCGAAGCCCAGGUUUGACCACUUGGUGGCGAUAGAACGUAGCGGCAGAGCAGCAGAUGGAAACUAUUACAACAUGAGGGGGAUAAACAUCAAGCACCUGGUGGACCCUAUAGACGACCUCUUUUUAACAGCCAGCUCCAUCCCAGGGAUUAGCACCACAGGGAUAGGGGAUGGGGGCAACGAGCUGGGCAUGGGGAAGGUGAAGGACGCCGUGAGGAUGUACAUGCCUAAGGGGAGCCUCAUUGCCUGUGACGUGGCCGCCGAUUUUGCCAUCACUGCAGGCGUGUCGAACUGGGGCGGAUAUGCAGUAGCCUGUGGUCUGUACAUCCUCAGUCUCUGUCCGGUCCAUGAGAGGUACCUCCGGAAGGGUCUGGGGACUCCACCCUCCCCAGACCAGCAGGAGAUCUGGGCGGCCAGCCUUCCCACAGUUGAUAAGGAGGAGGGCUUCUUGUCCAUCUUGGUGAAGUAUGGUGUCCGCAGUGGCAAAACGGCAAACCUGGGCCUGGAGGUGGACGGGCUGCCCUUCCAUCCCACCCACGCCACCAUCAUACAAAAGAUGCGAGACAUUACCUAUUUCCCCCACCCACCGCUAGCUUGAAAUACAUGCUAAAACUACUCUGACCUCAGACCCCUAGUAAUAAUACUGAGCAGACGUUUAGACCAGAGAUGAAACACUCUACUAAAGUCACACUAACAACAGUCACACUAACAAAAAACAAAUAUUGAACUCUCAUUCAGAUUCGUUCUACCUGCUCAGUGCAAGAAUCAGAAAAUCAGCUUCUGGAAGAGAAGUGAAUUUGCAAGGCAUUUCUAAAACAACGUUGACCCCUGAAUUGCUAGACCAGUCUGGUGUGGCAUGGGUGGGGUUGACCCCACCGUUUUACUGAAGUGCAAAAUGGAGGAAGGUACUUAUUUUAUGUACAUUUGCUCUGUUAUGACAAGAAUUUUUUUAUAAUAAAAAACACUGUUGGAGGUGAACUCAUUUGUGCUGUUAUGACAGGAAAUAACCAGUGUAUUAUCACUUUUUAUCACUAAUGCAUACUUGCAAACCAGUAAUGUCAAUUCUAGUUUGUAGUACAUCACUAGCUAGCAUGAUUGUCGCAUAUCUUGCCAUAUUGUGCAUCGCUAUUCUAGAAUCCCCUACGAUAUAAUUCACGAUUGAAAAUACCAAAGUAUACCCAAUCUACAGUGGUAUGCUGUAUUAUCUGGUCAUGCCAUUUUUGCUUUACUUUGCAAAGACACUAGAUAUUUUUGACACUAGUGUGAUCAUAUCUUAAGCCAUUUGCUGAUAUGUCAUCUUUUUUUGUCACUCGAAGUGCCACAGUAUCACUGUUUCCCUUCUGCGAAUUUGGUAGAAUUUAGCAGAAGCACCAUUUUCAAGACAUGGGAAGACUCCAUUCCUCACCCUAAAUGUGUACUAAUAAAAAGUAACCCUAACAAAACCAAA